AUGCCAUUCACACCCCCAUCAUGGGUUCCUCCCCUUCCAGAAGUCCCAGACUCCAUCUCCAUCGAACGCUUCAUGUUCGACGAAAACUACGGCCGCUUCCCCCUCGGCUACUCCCAACCUCCAUUUUCCUGCGCCCUCACCGGCAGGAAGUUCUCCGCCCUGGAGCUAAAGGAACGCGUCGACUACCUCUCCCGAGCUCUGUGCAAGGAGUUCGGUUUCAAGCCUAACCAAGGCAGCGCCUGGGACAAGGUCAUCGCCAUCUUCAGCUUGAACACAAUCGACUACUUGACCCUAGCAUGGGCAGUGCAUAGGAUUGGUGGAAUCUUGACGUGCGUCAAUGCGGCGUACAAUGCGAGCGAGCUGGAGUAUCAGUUGAACGAUUCUGGGGCAAAGGCGAUUUUCACGUGUCUACCGCUGUUGCAGACGACCAAGGACGGCGUGAAGAAGAGCAAGAUGAAGGGUGGCAAGAUUUAUAUCAUGCCACUCGCGGAGGUUAUCACUGGCGGAGCGACUGCGCCGGACAACAAGACGAUUGAGAACCUUGUAGACAUGGGGAAGAAGCUGGACAGAAUCGAGCCAAGCGACGCCAGCUGGAAACGAGGCGAGGGCAAAGAAAGAUGUGCCUUUCUCUGCUACAGCAGCGGCACGAGCGGCCUUCCAAAGGGCGUGAUGAUCAGCCACUACAAUGUCAUCGCCAACACGCUCCAAAUGACAACCCACGAAACGCCCAACCGCCAAACGAUCAUGAAACAAGAAAACGACGACCACUACACCGAAAACUGCCUAGGCCUGCUCCCCAUGUCCCACAUCUACGGCCUCGUAGUGAUUGCCCAUGUGGGACCAUACAGAGGCGACGGAGUCGUAGUCCUCCCCAAAUACGACUUCAAAUGGCUCCUUCAAUCGAUUCAAGACUACAAGAUCCGAAUGCUCUACCUAGUCCCUCCCAUGAUCAUCCACGUCACAAAGGCCAAAGACAUCUGCAAACAAUACGACCUCUCCUCCGUCCGCGCAGCAUUCACCGGCGCAGCACCGCUAGGAAAGGAGACGGCCAACGAUCUUGCGGAAAUGUACCCAAAUUGGGCCAUCCGUCAAGGAUACGGGUUGACAGAGACAUCCACCGUAGUCUGCGCCACCGUCCCCGAAGAUAUCUGGUUCGGCAGCUCCGGCUCUUUGUUGCCUGGCAUCACCGCCAAACUCAUCACAACCGAAGGCAACGAAAUCACCGGCUACGACCAGCCCGGUGAGCUCUGCGUGAAAUCCCCAGCAGUAGUGCUAGGCUACUUGAACAACGACAAAGCCACCAAGGAAACCUUCGUAGACUUCUCCGAUGGGCGGUACAUGCGGACCGGCGACGAAGCCGUCAUCUCCAAAUCCCCCAACGGCUUCGAACACGUCUUCAUCACCGACCGGAUCAAGGAACUCAUCAAAGUCAAAGGCCACCAAGUCGCGCCUGCCGAACUUGAGGCGCAUAUCCUAACGCAUCCAGCUGUGAACGAUUGCGUCGUGAUUGGGUUCCCGAGUGAUCGCGAGGGCGAGGUGCCGAAGGCGUUCGUGGUGAAGAAUCCUGCGAGUACCGGGGCCAAGAGUGAUGAGGAGUUGGGGAAGAGUAUUGAGAAGCAUGUGACGGAUCAUAAGAGUAGUUUUAAGGCGUUGAAGGGUGGGGUGGAGUUUAUUGAGGCUGUGCCGAAGAGUCCUAGUGGGAAGAUUUUGAGGAGGUUGAUGAGGGAUCAGGAGAGGGAGAAAAUGAAGAAGGGGUCGAAGUUGUAA
Molecule: messenger RNA, 1767 nt
Organism: Fulvia fulva
Lineage: Eukaryota; Fungi; Ascomycota; Dothideomycetes; Mycosphaerellales; Mycosphaerellaceae
Product: Acyl-CoA ligase cm3C
Exons: 1
Coding region: 1-1767 (588 amino acids)
Molecular function (GO): CoA-ligase activity
Source: RefSeq, a predicted model, not a curated record